UUAGAGAGUCAGUCAGUGGGUUAGUGUCCGGGUAGGUCUAAGUGGUGAGGAGUGGGACUUUUGUCGUGCACCUGACACCACGAUGGAUGACUAUCCGAUGUAUGGGUUGCUUGUAGGGUUCUCCCUCUGGGGGACCCUCUGGCGCCUCCUCUUUCCUCUGGGGUUCUGGCACACCUUUACGUGUAGAGUAGAUACCCGGGGUGGUGCCUCCACCAAGCCGUACACGAAGGAGGAGGAGGAGAAGAUGGCCGUCGUCCUGAGGGAAAGAAAGGAGAAGAAAGAGGCCAAGAAGACGGCCCUACAGGAGGAGCAGGCGGCCAAGUUAAAAAAGAUAGAAGAAGAGAUGGCCAGAGAGAAGGAGAGGUUAAAGAAGGAAGAAGAGGAGAAGUUGAAAGAGGUGGACGAGGAAGAGGAGGAAGAUGAAACGCCACUGCAAAGAAAGAGGGGGCAGUACAGUGGCAACAAGGAUGAUGAGAUGGAGAAACAAAUUUCAGAGUGGGUUGCCAACUUGUCCCUGGGCGAAGAAGAAGAGGUGGCGAUGUAUAUACCCAAGGAUGACCAGGAAGCCGCUAUGAAAGUGUGGGCAGCCGAAGGAGAUGUCAUCAAGCGACAGGCGUUGGAAGAUGAGAAGAGGAUGGAGUGGAAAUUGGCGGUGAUGAGGGAGAAGAAGAGGAGAGUAGACGCGGCAACGGAGGCGGCAGAAGAAUUGGAGGAGGCGGAGCAAUAUGACUUUAGUAGAAGUCAACACAUAGCUGUGCGUUCAAUAAAGUUGGGAUUCCGUGACUUUGCUCGUGAGUUGGUAGGCGCUAUAGGCACCGAGGUGGGUCAUCGCCUCGAGAAGACUGAGCGGUUCUGUGCCGGCGCCAUUGAAGGCAUUAAAGCGGCAGCUCCCAAGGAGGAGGAAGCACGUCCUCCUCGUCGGGAGCCGGUCAAAGUCAAAUUCCCUGAUUCCUACAGUGGAAAACGGGAAGAAAACUUUGACAAUUGGGAGGCCAAUGUCAAGACCUAUGUGCAUCUGCAACAGGUCUCCCCGGAUCAGCAGGUCCUAAUUGCGAUCCACGCGCUUAGGGAUGAGGCCGCCAGCUUUGCAAGGUCCCUAGUUCGCGCUGCCAACUGUAGUGACGAUCUAGUUGCGUACUCCUCGUUCACGUCCCUCACUGAAUUCUUGAAGCUGCUGCGCGAGCGAUUUGCUGAUGUCGCUCGCAGUGUUAAGGCCUCAGACAAGCUCCAGACGAUCCAUGCCCGUACGUGGAAGAGUGUCAGGGCACUCAAGAGCACAAUGGACAAAUUGGUAGCUGUCCCUGAAGAUGGGGUUACAGACACCCAGUUGGUCGCCCUCUUCUAUAGAGCGAUGCCCAAAGCUUUCCGCGGGCACUUCUUCGCGAAGAGCGAAGACCCUGCCACCACUUACUAUUCCCUUAGACGUGAAGUGGUGGCCUUUGAGGCAAAAUCUGUGUCAAUUUCCACCUUCUGGCACAAAGAUUUGGAUAAGGGAAAACAAUGGAAGGGCCGCACUAUCUCUGGGCAGGUGAAGACUAAGGAUAGCCUUGUCCUAACUUUAGAUGAGGGUAGUGUGGAUGAGAUCCCUUACGAUCGGAUUGAGUGGGGGUUAGAGGAGGAGGACAGCGGUGUGGGCCAGGGGAAGACUUACGCUGCUGUCGCGGCUGGAGGGAGGCCGCAAGGAGGACGAGGCCAGGGCCAAGGGGGCCGGGCCUCAGGGAGCCGGUUUCAGGGCGAUCAGGGGGUUGGCGACAGAGGAGGAAACCGCCAAGCAGGAGGCAGGGGUCAAGGUCCCCCGCAAAACCGUCCUAGGAAUAGGUCUCCCUAUAGGGUAGGAGGAUGGCACCCGCGGCUGCCGCAGGGGGCCACCCGCAGUUAUAUUAGUAAGAAAGCGCUGCAGAAGUUGAAGCUGGGACUUAAAGUCCAAAAGCUAGCAGACCCUAUAGUUAGUAUCCUCGCAGACAAUCGUACUAUGGUUGUAGAGGAGUAUGUAGAGGGAGUCCAAGCGUAUUUUCGCCUAGAGAAGGAUGGGAAAGUGGAGAAGGUUCUCGACUCCCUGACACUCCUCGUAGAAGACAGCCUCCCAUUUGAUAUUGUCAUGGGAAUGGAUUGGGGAGAGGCAGUCGGGGCCACGCUCCAUUUGAAGGAGCACGAGUGUAGGCUCCCUAGUUCUUCAGGCGAGGCCAAAAUUGUCCGCCUGUUCCAUGUGUCAGGAGUAGAGAAUCCCUUGGCACAUCGCUGCCUUAGUGCCCCUGCAUUCGCCAGAUUAGUAAAGAAAGAGAAAUUGGAGGAACAGGUCUUUGUUGCCUAUGUUAGGCCAGUGACUGAGCCUAUGGAAGAAAAGCCAGUGGACCCUGUGAUUGCCAAGCUGCUGGAAGAGUUUAAGGAUUUAACUGAGCCGCCGACAGGCACGGUGCCGCGGCCCAUCCAGCACCGUAUCGAGAUAGAGCCUGGCAGUAGAACUCCUAAGGGUGCKGUGUAUAGRAUGUCCCCACGGGAGUUAGARGAGCUUCGCAAGCAGUUAGACGAGCUCCUUGAAAAGGGUUGGAUUAGGCCUAGUUCCUCUCCGUUUGGAGCACCUGUUCUUUUUGUUCCUAAGAAAGAGGGAGAGCUGAGGAUGUGCAUAGACUAUAGGGGUCUGAAUGCUAUUACAGUGAAGAAUGCUGAGCCACUGCCUAGGGUAGACGAUCUCUUAGAUCGAGUGCAGGGGGCAAAGUAUUUCUCUAAGAUAGACUUAAAGUCCGGAUAUCAUCAGAUAGAGGUACAUCCUGAUGAUCAGUAUAAGACAGCCUUCCGGACUAGGUACGGGCAUUAUGAGUUUAUAGUGAUGCCCUUUGGACUAACCAAUGCGCCAGCAACUUUUCAGCGGUGUAUGAAUGAUUUGUUAAGGCCAUGGUUAGAAAGAUUCGUCGUAGUUUACUUAGAUGACAUUUUAGUGUUUAGCAAGACCCUUGAAGAGCAUCAGGGUCAUCUCAGGCAGGUCUUAGAGAAGCUGAGGGAAGCUAACUUAAAGAUCAAUGCAAAGAAGUGCGAUUGGGCGAAGACCCAAGUUUUGUAUUUAGGCCACGUCUUAGACGGAGACGGCGUCAAGCCGGAAGAUAGUAAAAUUGCAGCGAUUAGAGAUUGGCCAACACCGCGGACGUUGACAGAACAGCGGUCGUUCUUAGGCCUGGCGAACUACUACAGGAAGUUCGUGAGGAACUUCUCCACCAUCGCUGCGCCCCUUCGCAGAUUGCUCAGAAAGGAGACCAUCUGGAGGUGGAAUAAGGACUGCACGUCUGCUAUGAAGAAGUUAAAACAGGCGUUGAUAGAGUAUCCAGUCCUUCAGGUUGUCGAUUCGUCCUUGCCCUUUGUCGUCACUACGGACGCUAGCCAGUACGACAUAGGUGUCGUGUUACAACAAGACGAUGGCAAUGGUUAUAGACCCGUAGAGUUCAUGUCCGCCAGAAUGCCUUCAGAGAAGGUCGCGACAUCUACCUACGAGAGGGAACUCUACGCUCUCAGGCAAGCCUUAGAACACUGGAAGCACUACUUGCUUGGGAGACACUUCAAAGUCUACUCAGACCAUGAGACGUUAAGAUGGUUAAAGACGCAGGCCAAGAUGACACCUAAGCUUACUAGGUGGGCCACAGAGAUAGAUCAGUACGACUUUGAGCUCAAGCCAGUAAAGGGGAACUAUAACGUAGUUGCGGAUGCGCUGAGUAGGAGAGCUGAUUACUUUGGGGCAAUAGUGCAUUACUUAGACAUAGGGAAGGACCUGCAGCAAAAGAUUAGAGAAGCCUAUGCACAGGACCCUAUCUACAGUGACCUCCUCAAGAAGGUCAAGGAGGCCCCUGAGACCGAGCCGAACUACCGCACUACUGAAGGGUUGCUUUUUGAGAAGACUAAUGUAUUUGACCGCCUGUGCAUUCCCAGUAGUGAAGAGAUCCGUAGUCUGAUUCUGGGAGAAUGCCACGACACAGAGGGCCAUUUUGGUUGGUCAAAGACUUUAGCCAAUUUGAUGCGUGCGUAUACCUGGCCAGGAAUGAAAAAUGACUGCGUAGAGUAUGUUCGCAGUUGUAAAGUCUGCCAGCGUAACAAGACUUCUACGCGUGCCCCGUUAGGUCUUCUCAGACCCUUGCCCAUUCCGGAUCAGCCGGGAGACUCAGUGUCCAUAGACUUCAUGGACACUCAAGUCAAGAGCAGGCAUGGCAAGAGCCAAGUCAUGGUCAUAGUUGACCGUUUUAGUAAGAACGCAGUUUUUGUUCCUUUGCCUUCAGAGGCACGUACUGAUUUAGUCAUACAGAGAUUUUUUUACUAUUGGGCGAGUGAGAAUGGUAUCCCAUUGUCAAUAGUUAGCGAUAGGGAUAGUCGCUUUACUAGCCAGAACUGGCAAGAACUCAUGGGAGUAUAUGGAUCUAAGUUGUUGAUGUCGUCCGACCGUCAUCCAGAGACUAACGGUUAGACAGAGCAAAUGAACAAGGUCCAACAAC
Molecule: messenger RNA, 4472 nt
Organism: Chara braunii
Lineage: Eukaryota; Viridiplantae; Streptophyta; Charophyceae; Charales; Characeae
Source: the annotation of a GenBank genome assembly